GCCAAAGCCUUAAAGCAACCCAAAACCUUAAAAAUCCCUUUCUCGCCUUUCUCUUCACUUCUCCUACUAAACCCUUCCCUUUCCCUUUUCUGGGGCUCCAGUAUUUUGUACCAGACGCCAUGGCCGUACGUUGAACCCUUGGAUAUACUCGUACGACGUCAUAGAAUCAUAAAGAUUUUCUUCUGUCCACUGCGCUGUCAGAUCCAGCUCGAAGAUUCUUGUCACUAUAAUCAGUGAGCAAGUUUAAUGAAGGAUAUUUAAACAUUUGAUUUUAGUGAAGUUGCAUUGAAACCAAAAUGCUGGCUUUUUUUUCUUUUUAAAAUUAGGGAUUUUGAUAGAGAUGAGAGAGGGCUUGCGAUCAAGCGUUAAAUUGUUGGCGAAAACCGACGACAGUGAGUCAUCGCCGUGCCAAGCGACAGUUAAGAUGGAUGUCGACAGUACUGAAGAAAAGGGCUUUAAUUCGAGUGAUGGUAAAUCCCCAAAACUGAUUGGUUCUUUGACUGAAGAGAACAAAUUGGUUUCUGCCCCAAAAGAAGAAGCAGAGAUGAAUCAGAUUGAUGGGUCAACGUGUGGGGAUUGUGGUGCUUGGAGUGAUACUGAUGAGGAUGUUACUGAUGAUAGGAGGAAAAGAAAUAGAAUAAAUUAUGAGGGAGAGUGUGAAGAUGAUAGUGUCAAAAAACUGAAGGUGAAGGAUGAUGCUGUGGAUGGUAAAUUGCAGGUUGUUGGUAGGAUUCUGCGGUCUGGGUGUACUGUGAAAUCUGGUGGUGGGAAGAAAGCUGAAGGGGGACAAAGUAAUGAUGGUUUUGUUGGGAACCUGACCAGGAGAGAUGUUUUUGAGGAUAAUGGUGUAAAGGUGCAAAAAGAAGACACUGUUCAUUUUGACAUACGGGACACUUAUCUGUCAGGUAAUAUGAUGAGGAAAAAAAUAGUAUACACACGUGGGAGGCCUCCCAAGUCUUUGAAGAGUAAGUUUCAGCAAAAAUGGGGUGAUGUUGCAAAGGAAGCUAUUGAACAAUCUGCUGGUCGAGCGAGUGUAAAAAAAUUGAAGCGCAAGCGUGGGCGGCCUCCCAAGGUACUGGAGAAUUAUGAGUCUGAGAAGUGGGGUGGCAUGGAAAAGGAAAUGAUUGGUUUAUCUGCUAGUCAAGCAGGGUGUCAGAAGAAGAAUAAAGAGAUUGAAAAUUUAAAGCCUAGACGUGGGAGACCACCCAAGGCUCAGGGAAGUGAUUUGUCUGACAAGAGAAGGGCUGCAUUGGAAGAGGAAGAGGUUAAUAAAUCUGCUGGCAGAGAGAGUAAUCAGCUGAAUAAUGAAGCAAGGAAAAAAAACUUAAAGCGUAAGCGUGGGAGGCCUCCCAAGGUUCGGGACAACUACGAAUUACUACCAGCUAAGGAGAUAAACUGCAGUGAUGAUGAUAAAGAAGGGAAAACUAAAAAAAAGGCAGAGAAAAUGAGUCGCAGGAGACUACAAAGACAGACAGUGAGAGAUAAAAUUGUGGAAUUACUUCUGGGUGCUGGUUGGGAAAUUCAAUAUAGGCCAAGAAAUGGUAGAGAAUACAAGGAUGCAGUGUAUGUCAAUCCUGAAGGAAGGACUCACUGGUCAGUCACCUUGGCAUAUCGUGUGCUUAAGAAGCAAUAUGAAGAUAGUGAAGGAAAUUCAAAUACUUCUAAGCCUGGUUUCAAAUUUACUCCAUUACCAGAAGAGGAACUUAGCAUUCUAACUAAAGUAAUGACGAAGGAAAGGUCAGACAAAAAUAAAAAGAAAAAGAAAUGGAACCAAGAGAAGGGUGUGAAAACAACUGAGCUAGUUACUGAAAGGAAAAAGUGGAAACUGCACAAAAGAAAACUGGGUGCUGUACCUGGUGUCAACUUUAAGAAGUUGAAGAGGAGAACAAAACUGAAAACCAUGCAUCGCAGAGAGAACGAUUCAACCUGUACAACAGCCCAGGGAGCAGCAGUAUCUGUCAGGGAUCAUAAGCAACUUGAAGCACAUUGUAGAAAGCGAUGUGCUCUAAUGGUCCGAAAUUCUCAGGACCGCAUACAAUCUGAAACUGAUGGUUAUGUGCUGUAUGAUGGGAAGCAAACUGUACUUGCCUGGAUGAUUGGUCUGGGCACUGUGCAACUAGAUGAGAAGGUCCAUUACUUGAAACGUAGGAAAACACGGGCUGUGUUGAGGGGUAGGAUUACAACAGAUGGCAUUCAGUGUGACUGCUGUAGUAAAACAUUUACAAUUGCAGAAUUUGAGGCUCAUGCAGGUGGUAAAUCCUGUCAGCCAUUCAAAAAUAUAUAUCUAGAGACUGGGGCUUCACUCUUCCAUUGCCAGCUAGAUUCAUGGAAUAAACAAGAUGAGUCUUCGCGUAAAGGGUUCCAUUUUGUUGAUAUUGAUGGUGAAGAUCCUAAUGAUGAUACAUGUGGGAUUUGUGGAGAUGGUGGGGACCUUAUUUGUUGUGAUGGUUGCCCAUCAACGUUCCACCAAAGUUGCCUGGGGAUAAAAAAGUUCCCUUCAGGGCUCUGGCACUGCAUGUUUUGUUUGUGCAAAUUUUGUGGGAUGGCCUGUGGGAAUAUGCUCCAGAGAGAUGAUGAUAAUGCUUCUCCAUUACUUGCAUUGCUUACAUGUUGUUUCUGCGAGGAGAAAUAUCACCGAUCUUGUGCCCAGGUGAAGGACACAAUGAGUGAUGAUCCUGAUAGUUCGUCCUUUUGUGGAAAGACAUGCCAAGAGUUGUACAAGAGAUUGCACAUGCUGUUUGGGGUAAAACAUGACCUGGAUGAAGGUUUCUCAUGGACUUUUCUUCGUCGAUUUGAUGUUGGGCCUGAUGUUUCACUCAGUGGAAUGCCUCAGAAAGUUGAAUGUAAUUCAAAGUUGGCUGUUGCUUUGCAUAUAAUGGAUGAGUGUUUUUUGCCCAUGGUUGACCACAGAAGUGGGGUUAAUCUGAUUCACAAUAUUGUCUAUAAUUUUGGGUCCAACUUUAACCGAUUGAACUAUAGUGGUUUCUUCACUGCAAUCCUAGAGAGGGGGGAUGAAAUAAUUGCUGCCGCAUCAAUUAGGAUUCAUGGGAAUCAUCUAGCUGAGAUGCCAUUCAUUGGGACCCGCUACAUGUACAGGCGCCAAGGAAUGUGCCGCCGGCUUCUAAGUGCAAUUGAAAUGGCCCUGUGUUCUUUAAACAUUGAGAAAUUGGUCAUACCUGCUGUUUCUGAGCUAAGGGAAACAUGGACUUCAGUGUUUGGCUUCAAGCCCCUUGAAGGGAUGAGCAAGAAAAUACUGAGGAACAUGAAUAUGUUGGUAUUCCCUGGUGUUGAUAUGUUACAGAAACCAUUGCUAAAGCACCAGUUUCCUGGAGAAAAUAUGAAUCCAAUAGAAGGGUUGGAGUCCACUGAAUCUGGGAAAGUUCAUACCACGGAAGAAAUGACAAAUAAUUUUGUUGGAAGAUCUUCUGCAGAAUUUGAUUUUAAAGGUUCUAUUGAGACUGGUAUUCCUCAUUCAUGCAGUAUGAUAAAUGAACUUGCUGCAAUUGAACCUAUUUCACUUCUUAUGGAUGGUUGCUUGAAUGAUACAUCUGAAGUUGCAAUCCAGAGUGCUAGUACUACAGAAUGCCGUGAAUUAGGUGUUAAUUCUGAUAAUCUCGAUGGAAGAAUUGGAAAUAUUGUGAAAUCCCAUGAUGCUGCCAAUGACAAACAAUGUGGAAAUGAGAUGGUAAACAAUUCUGAUGAGAGAUAUCCAGGUGGAUUUGAUUUGGAAGAUUGUAGUGAGAAUAAUUUACCUCAUUCCAGUAACAUAAUAGGUGAAUCUGCUCUUGUGGAAUCUGUUUCACUUCUUCCUGAUGGCUGUUUGAAUGAUACAUCUGAUGUUACCACUCAGAGUGCUAAUCCAACAAAAUGCCAUGAGUCAGGUUCGACAUCUGGUAAUCCAGAUAAAAGAAAUGAAAGUAAUGUAAAACCCCAUGAUUCUUCACACAACACCGAUGAACAAAUGGGCAAUAAGAUGAUAAGCAAUUCUGAUGGGAGAUCUUCAACUGGAUUUGAUUUGAAAGGUUCUAAUUAUGACAGUAACAUGAUUGGUGAUCGUGCUGCAUUUGAACAUGAUUCAGUAUUUCUUGAUGGCUGCUUGAACGAUACUUCUAUCUCAAUUCAGGGGGUGAACAAUAUAAAAUUCCAGGUUCAGCAAAGAGUGACUUCAGAUAUUCUGGAUGGAGAAAGCAAAAAUAUUAUGAACCCUCUUGAUUCUCUGUGCAAAGUUUGUAAAGAAAGUGAAGGUGAGAUGAUAAAUAAUUCUAAUGGGAGUGAUUCAGCUGGAUUUGAUUUGAAAAGUUCCAGUGAGACUAAUGUAAUUGGUGAACCUGCAGCAGCUGAAUCUGUUGGACUUCCUGAUGGCUGCUUGAAUGAGGCAUCGGACCUCAUAAUUCAGGAGAGGAAUAAAAUAACGUGCCAUGAUCAAUCUGGUACGGUUUCUCAUAAUCUGGAUGGGAUAAAUGAAAAUAUUGGAAGCUGUCCUGAUUCUCUAUGUGAUGCUUAUGAACAAGUGGCAAAGGUUACUGGACAACAGAAUUCUCUGUCAGCUUCCAUCAUUCCACCCACUGACAAUGCAUUACAAGAAUUGCAUGUACAAUUGAACAAUGCAUCAGAGGUGGGAAUUCAGUUUUCUGCGGAAUCUCUUAUUGGAUCUGAAGCUGCUAGUCACUUGGGAGAAUUUCCACGUGCUUCAAGUGGUGGUGCUGAAAAUGUUUCUUGUGAAGUGAAAAUAGACGUUAGCAAUGUUGAACAUAAUCCUGAUUCUGUUGGAGAGGAUUCCAUGCAUAUGACUGCUCAAAUCAUUAGUUCUCAAUCCCAAGACUUGGCUACUGAGUAUGGAGUAAAUGUUUCAGAUGAGAAUGCUGUCCUCCAUGAGUCUGAUACUGGUGUUAUUUCUCGUGAUGGUGUCAAGUCAACAUCCUCAGAAGCUUGCCCAAGAGCACAAGAUGCAUUAAAUGUGUUUUUUCCUGCAUUGCCUGUUGAACAAAACUUUAAUUCAUGUCAAAGGAAUGGGCCUGAUGGGCAAGAAACAGAAAUUGUUGCUAUGGAUAAUGUGAUGGCCUCUGAUGUCAUUGUGAAACCUAAUUCGCAUGGGUGCAUGAAUAAUGCAAUUUGCAUGUCUCGAGAGGUUGCAUCAAGUUCUUGUGGAGAUGGUGUUUAUGGCCUGAAAGAUAUGUCUGCCAUAACUCAAAGUGAUGCCAUUUCUCUUGAUGGGGUUUUAAUUUCUGGUAAGGCUCAUGUGAAUAACAAACUGUUAAAGCCCCCAGGUUCUGGUUCUGAGCUUGAUCGUGCCAGUGUGACACAAAGCAACUCUGAAUCCAUGUGUAGUUCAAGCUCUGCUUCUGGCGUUGCCCUUCACUGUGCCUCUGGUGGGGUUAAUUCAUGUAGUGCCCCUGAUGUGAUAAUGCUAUCAAACCAGGCCAAUUGAUUUCCACUUGAUUCUUUUUUGCUGUAGGAAUCAGUCGUUAUUUUGACAGCAGCCUAUCGGUAUAUUUUCCGGACCUUACAUCAAGCAGAGGUUGGCUGGUUAAUGUCAACGUCUUGGGAUGCCAUUGCCAGCGUGCCGUUUUGAUGGUGAUAGCCUCGGCAAGUUUUGGUCAACAAAAUUGUCAUUUCGGUAAAUCUAAUAUCGGAAUUUAGGAUUUUCUUUUUUUUUUUUUUAGUUGUGUUCCCCUUUUGGUAUGUACAGUGUCAAAGAUCAGAAUUAGUCAAUAGCUGCCUAGUUUAGCAUGAUACCAGAACUAGAUGCAGUCAGAGGGUUGUGCAUUUGGGACCUCCCUUAUGCUUAUUGUAAAUGGAACAAAGCAUUGCUGAAUUGUGAAAAUAGCAAUUUCUUUUCCAA
This is a messenger RNA of Manihot esculenta (cassava), 5842 nucleotides long. RefSeq lists its product as uncharacterized. NCBI's taxonomy places the organism in Eukaryota, Viridiplantae, Streptophyta, Magnoliopsida, Malpighiales, Euphorbiaceae. The transcript is spliced from 9 exons. The record is from RefSeq and is a predicted model, not a curated record. Gene Ontology annotation, molecular function: DNA binding; transcription corepressor activity. Bases 341 to 5428 code for a protein of 1695 amino acids. Gene Ontology annotation, biological process: negative regulation of DNA-templated transcription.